CGUUGUUACUCUAAGAAAAGUUUUUGUAACCUGACUGAUAAGAGUUUAACGUUUUUGUAUAGUAUAUUAUAACAUUACAAAUUAAAAAAUAAACAAAAACUGAUACUACAGGAUUAAUUGUUGAAAAUGGCCAUGUGUGCGUUACAUUUUCGAAUAUUAUCUUAUCAACGUUUAUGGACCCUUCGUUGAAUAGCUCAAAUGAUUCUGAGUUUCAAACUUGUAUUAACAUUGUACUGCAAAGUGGUUUAUCAGAAACUCAAAAAAAAACAUUUUUAACAACAUUGAAAAAAAUUUUAGUCAACGUGACGACGUAUUCAUUGAAUACAAAAUAUCAAUCUAUUAACACGGAAAGCGAAACAUUUAUAUCAAAAAUAAGAUUAAAUGGAGCUCUCGAUGACCUUUUAAUUGACAGAAUUUUUUCCGCGUGUUAUUUCAUAAAAAAUGAAUCUUUUUGUGAUUCUCAAAAAGGGACAUCAUCACAAUUGAUUUUACAAUCGUCUCAAAAUUUCAUUCUUUCACCUAACGUUUGUUUUGAUCGCUUAUACUCUUUGCAAGCUAUUUUGCAAAAAGCCCUUGAUGAAGCAUUGAAAAACAAAGAAACAAAGCAACUAUGUAUGAACGUCUCGACUCAUCGGGAAAAAUUGAUUAGUUCAAAGAUUGCUGAUUCAUUAGUAUUAGAGUCAAUACGUGAAGAUCAAAAAGAAAAAUUACCAAAAAAAGACAAUUUCUCACGUUUUCAUACUGAACCAAGAAAAAGUUUCAUCUGUCAAAAUCCAGAUUCAAAUAAGGUAAGUAAAAAAAGUCAAUUUUUUUUUUUUUUCAAUCCACAAAAUGCUUUUUUUCCACGCAGAACACUUUUUGUCGUUCAGUCUUUCAUCGUAUUAUGAAAUUUUUUUGUUUUAAAAGAAAAACAUAGGAUUUUUUUCAUUUGUAAC
Hylaeus volcanicus is the source of this 935-nucleotide messenger RNA. RefSeq lists its product as uncharacterized. Bases 174 to 887 code for a protein of 237 amino acids. The transcript has 4 exons. The record is from RefSeq and is a predicted model, not a curated record. Lineage: Eukaryota; Metazoa; Arthropoda; Insecta; Hymenoptera; Colletidae.